AUGGGAAACGAUUUGAAGGGUUUGAUGCGCCGCCUCACCGGCAUCCGCAUCGAGGUCAGUGAGGAUAAACGCGCAAGAAAGCUUGAAUUCCCGGGAGAGGAUGUGGACGCGUACUUGGAGAAGCUGGGCUUGACGAAGCAGGAGCUUUUGACUGACGCAUUCCGCACGUACAGCUUCGCGGAGCUGCAGAUCAGGAAGGCAAUCAUCGAGGUAAACUCAACCGCUGGCAAGGACACGCAAAUCCCGGAGGAUACCUACCCAUGGCGCUGGCUGGCGAAGCAAGAGAAACUGGAAAAGAUGCGCAAGAUGCACGCCGAAGCAUGCAGAAGCUUCCAUAAGAUGAAGUUGAAGGCAACAGGAGAAAAAGACCAGCUCUUGAAUGCCAUCAAGAAAGCCAAGCAGGAGCAUGGCGAAGCGGUUUGCAUGAAGGAGAAUCUGGCACGUGUGAAGGAUGACCUUCGUGGCGCGCACGCUGCCGCUUUCCUUCUGCACGAUGCUACGCGUAUGAUCGAAGCGGCGCAGAAAAUGGAGCAAGCAGCUGAGCAGAAUCUUCAGGAAGUGGAGAAAGAGCACUUCAAGCAUGAGCAAAAGCUCCGGGAACAAGAGGUUGAACUGUACGAGAGGCGGGUCGACGAGCUUGAGCGUACACGAGAGGACAUCGAUGAGCUCAAGCAGGGCUGGAUAAUCUACGUGAGGUUCGCCCUCUUCCACCCGCGAGAGGAUAUUGAUGAGGCAAUGGCUGCCGGCUCUCCACCUACGAUAGACCGGCUUCAGGGUCUUGCACGGAACGACCAUCCGUAUGCUUUGGACUGA
Messenger RNA from Lasiodiplodia theobromae, 813 nucleotides. RefSeq lists its product as uncharacterized. Lineage: Eukaryota; Fungi; Ascomycota; Dothideomycetes; Botryosphaeriales; Botryosphaeriaceae. The record is from RefSeq and is a predicted model, not a curated record. The transcript is spliced from 3 exons. Bases 1 to 813 code for a protein of 270 amino acids.